GUACAAAGGAUGCUGGCCCUGCGUACAGGUGGGCUUCCAGUGAGCCCCUCUGCGCACAGGUACCAAGGCGCCUACAUGAUCGAGUACCCCGGAGCGCCAUUUACUGUAGCUACGCCACCCGAAGGAGACGGUCGGUCUGCAGCGAGCCUGGUGCACGUCGAUAGGCGACCUAGAGAAGCUGACCGUCGGAGCAUAGAGGAAGGAAGCGGCAAAACUGAGGACAAUGGACUCAGCUUCCUCAUCGUAGCCCGCAUCGUGCUGGCGGCGCUCGUGCUGCUCAUGACAGCAGCGUUGCUGAUUUUUGGGCUGAAAGGCCGAAGCCUGUUCCGUGGUUCGACCACGACGACCACAGAGCCGCAGCUGAAAUUAUAUGGGAACUCAUGAAGACCAUCUAGCCAUGUUAUACCAUCCCUACUUAGUCGCGGCGUGCCGUAUCCGCUUCGAAUGUAACGUGAAACCCGCCCAGCAAAGUGAAAUACACAUUCGAGGUCACUCCUUUGAACGAGUGA
Molecule: messenger RNA, 509 nt
Organism: Dermacentor andersoni
Lineage: Eukaryota; Metazoa; Arthropoda; Arachnida; Ixodida; Ixodidae
Source: RefSeq, a predicted model, not a curated record